Molecule: messenger RNA, 678 nt
Organism: Oppiella nova
Lineage: Eukaryota; Metazoa; Arthropoda; Arachnida; Sarcoptiformes; Oppiidae
Source: the annotation of a GenBank genome assembly
UGGCUUAAGGGGACAGACAGCCAGACAUCCGUCGCUCGACAGAUAGUGGACGAGACGUAUUGGCCGGAAAUGCGAGUCCUAGUGCUGGUGGUGAGGGACACCCAAAAGGACACCAGUAGUACAGCUGGAAUGCAACUAACUGUGGCUACCAGUGCUCUCAUGAAGCACAGGGUGGAAGUGGUGGUACCGGCGCGGGUCGAGGCUAUGGUAAAGGCUAUUAAGGACAGGGAUUUCCCCUCAUUCGCUGAGAUAACUAUGAAGGAUAGUAACGGCUUUCACGCCGUCUGUGAGGACACAUACCCGCCCCUGCAAUACAUGAACGACACCUCCCGUUCCGUACGCCGAUUCUGUCACCAGUACAACGAGUAUUACGGCGCCAAUCGCGUCGCCUACACCUUCGACGCCGGCCCUAACGCCUGCCUGUAUCUGCUGGACAGGGAUGUGGCGCCUGUAGUCAAGCUGUUGCUGAGAUACCAGACGGGUCUGGAGGUGAAGGGACAGGCGGUUGACGUAAAUGGCGUGGAGUUGGAGUCGGGAUUGACGGCAAGUUUCGACGAUAAGCCGUGUAUUGGAAGCGAUUCCUUGCGCUAUAUUAUCAGCACUCGUGUCGGCUCCGGGCCACAGGUGCUGACCGAUGAGCACCAGUGCCUACUGAACGGACAGGGGUUACCUAAAUAG